AUGGAUACUCCAACACGCAAACUGCAUGACGCAUUGCCUUGGACACUACUGUACGCCGAUGAUGUCGCGCUAUCUGAGAAUGCUGAUGCUUUACAAAAUAAAUUGUCACAGUGGGCUAAGGUCCUGAAAACAAAUGACUUACGCAUAAGCAUACAGAAAACAGAGCAUGUCACUUACGCUUUUAAUGAUAGUGAGCAGAUCCCAAAAUUUCCUAUCGAAGCUGAAGCGAUACCCACGUCUGAGAGUUUCAAAUAUCUUGGCUCCAAUGUAAGCGGUGAUUGCUCACUAGACCGCGAAGUAACGAACCGCGUACAAGUUAGCUGGCAUAGUUGGCGCGCAAUGUCAGGAGUCUUGUGUGACAAAAAUAUGCCAAUAAAAUGCCAAGGCAAAGUUUAUAAAGCUGAAGUUAGACCUGCAAUGGCAUAUGCCUCAGAAUGGUGGCCGCUUUCUACUAAACAGGAACAAAGAAUCCAUGUGGCGGAGAUGAUAAUGCUGCGAUAG
Molecule: messenger RNA, 501 nt
Organism: Anastrepha ludens (Mexican fruit fly)
Lineage: Eukaryota; Metazoa; Arthropoda; Insecta; Diptera; Tephritidae
Exons: 1
Coding region: 1-501 (166 amino acids)
Source: RefSeq, a predicted model, not a curated record